AUGAGUGUUCUGCUCUUUCUAAGGCCUGUUGUAUGCUCCGACGGAAGUAUGCGGAGAAGGUGCACACGACGGCCGCGACGCAUGAGGCAUAGAGCUGGAGUGCUAGUCGCACUGCUACUGGACAUCCCAAGCUCAACAGAGGCGGGAGAUUCGCCAACACUGUUCCAUAUUCGGCGCCUUCUCAUAUCCCACGGCCUGUUCACGUACACCCGUAUGCCACAACUUGGGCACAAUCUCGUUGUCCCUCGGCGCCGCGCACAGUGCUGA
Peniophora sp. CBMAI 1063 is the source of this 267-nucleotide messenger RNA. NCBI's taxonomy places the organism in Eukaryota, Fungi, Basidiomycota, Agaricomycetes, Russulales, Peniophoraceae. The record is from the annotation of a GenBank genome assembly.